This is a messenger RNA of Vitis vinifera (wine grape), 1127 nucleotides long. RefSeq lists its product as uncharacterized. The transcript is spliced from 7 exons. Gene Ontology annotation, biological process: translation. The record is from RefSeq and is a predicted model, not a curated record. The coding region runs from base 283 to 936 and encodes 217 amino acids. NCBI's taxonomy places the organism in Eukaryota, Viridiplantae, Streptophyta, Magnoliopsida, Vitales, Vitaceae. Gene Ontology annotation, molecular function: structural constituent of ribosome. Gene Ontology annotation, cellular component: ribosome; mitochondrion.
GAUGCGUUUCUGAGACAAUUUUCCACCUAACACCCAAACACACGUUAUUCUCUGUUUGCUUCGCCUGCAAGAGGCAGAGUCGAAGAAGAAACACACUCCAAAAAAACCCUAACCCCCCUCUCUCUCGACCACCGCCGUCGCCGCCUGAAAGGUCACUAUUUCCGGAAAUAAAAACAACAAUGAGUGUGAGGUUCAGGUUUUCAUUCUUUCCCCCGCUUUCUCAGCUACCAAACAGGGACGAUUAUUUCGUUUGAUCCGAGGAAAUUGUGAAAGAGAUACCAGAUGGCUUAUAUGCAAUAUGGAAGAAAUAUCCUCCGCCACAUUGUUAAAGAUGUGGGUUCUCAAUGCUCAGAUCGGGUAGUGAAUCCGCUCCUAUAUGUUUGUCAAGGAGUUCGAUACAGGAAGUUGGAGGUUAUUCUUACAACGAACAUAGAUAAGCUGGGCAAAGCAGGUGAGACAGUGAAGGUUGCUCCUGGGUAUUUUCGCAACCAUUUGAUGCCCAAGUUGCUUGCAGUCCCAAAUAUUGAGAAGUUUGCUUAUCUCAUCAGCGAGCAGCGCAAGCUUUACCAACCUGAGGAAGUGGAAGAGGUUAAAGAAGUUGUAGAGACUGAGGAAGACAAGAUGAAAGAAUAUCAUACUGCAGCUAAACGUCUAGAAACUACUAGAGUGGCUUUCAGGAGGUUCAUUAAGUUUGAAAAGGGCCAGCCUGUGAGGAAGGGUGAACCCUUAGAGUUGCGUUCACCCAUCACAAAGGAUGAUCUUGUGGCAGAGGUGGCAAGGCAGCUUUCCGUGCAGGUAGAACCCGAAAGCCUGCAUCUACCUUCUCCUUUGACGCAUGUGGGAGAGUUUGAGGUGCCGCUCCGACUACCAAAGUCCAUCCCUUUGCCGGAGGGAAAGGUCCGCUGGACUCUCAAAGUUAAAAUCCGCUGCAAAUGAAGAACAAUGACUUAGCUAGAUAGGCUGUUUCUCUGAUUCUCUUUUAUCUUUGAGUAUUGAAAGUUCUUGUGGAAUUUGUUUUUGUAUCCUCUGGAAAAAAAUAUGGAUGCCUGUUAUCUGUAAGGGUCGGGAUUUGUUCCUGUAGAUGGGAAAAAUUGCUUUUGAAUAAAUGAAUGAAUGAUUAAAUCUGA